GAAAAAUAUAGUUUAUUUAAUUUGAGGUGGUGUUCAGAGUUCAGACGAUGGAUUUCAGUGAGGGAGUGGUGUGGAAGAGAAAAGGAGGGAUGGAGAUGGAGAUACACGGUUUGAUUUCGUCGGAAGACACGACCCAGAAGAACAAGAAGAAGAACAAGCUGAAGAACAAGAAAAAGAAAAACAAUAAGAGAAGCGAAGCAAAUGGAUACCGGUUGGUAUCGUUCAAGGAUUUACCAGACUACAUGAAGGAUAACGAGUACAUAUUGGAUUAUUACAGAGCUAAUUGGCCCCUCAAGGAGGCUGCCGCUAGCGUCUUUCGUUGGCACAACGAAACGCUCAAUGUCUGGACGCAUCUACUAGGGUUUCUCCUAUUCUUGGGGUUGACGAUGGUGAAUCUGAUGCAACUCCCACAAGUAGCGGAUCUCCUCGGCCAAUUUACCAGGUCUUUCCCUGUGGCUGCAGCAACAAAUGCUUUUAAUGAUUCCAAAGAUUUCAUCCUGGAAGCAACAAGACUGGUUGAAUUGGAGAUGGUAGAAGCUGAGAUAACACCAACAUCAUCAGUAACCACAGCAGCCCGAUGGCCGUUCUUCGUCUACUUAGCAGGCUCAAUGUUCUGCCUCCUCUGUAGCGGCAUUUGCCACCUCUUCAGUUGCCAUUCACACAGCUUGACUGUCCAAAUGCUGAGAAUGGACUACUUGGGGAUUGCAGUCAUGAUCGUCACCUCCUUCUUCCCUCCCGUCUACUACAUUUUCCAGUGUGCCCCCCUCUGGCAAUUCGUCUACCUCGCUGGGAUCACAAUGCUGGGCAUAUUCACUGUCAUAACACUGUUUUCUCCGUCGCUAUCGUCCGGUAAAUUCCGCUCAUUUCGAGCAUUGCUCUUCAUCGCCAUGGGCUUCUUCGCCAUCAUUCCGGCAACCCAUGCUACGGUUGUCAACUGGUCUGAGCCUCGACGGACCAUAACACUAGUUUAUGAAUCAGUCAUGGCAUUAUCUUACCUCACUGGGGCCUUUUUUUAUGUUAGUCGGAUUCCUGAGAGGUGGCGACCAGGGUGGUUCGACUUGGCCGGCCACAGCCACCAGAUAUUCCAUGUUUUUGUGAUCAUGGGCGCCCUAGCCCACUACGGAGCUGCACUCAUAUUUGUCGAAUGGCGCAACGCUGUAGGGUGUAGUAAGCUGUCUAAGGAAACCUUUACAAACCUUUCAUUCACUGUAUCCGUGUAGUGUCAUAAAGGACUAGCUAUUAAAACUGAUGCAGUGAAUAAACUAGUUGUUGCAUCAGUUCUUAGAGAUGGUUAUUGAAGGUGUGAAUAUGGAUGAUUUGAGAGAAAGAAAUUUAUUGUAUCAUAAUUAAACAGCCAAAUCAAAUUCACAAUGAAUUUGAAAUUGAUUAUGAAGUUAGUUUUGUGUACAAGGA
Molecule: messenger RNA, 1413 nt
Organism: Nelumbo nucifera (sacred lotus)
Lineage: Eukaryota; Viridiplantae; Streptophyta; Magnoliopsida; Proteales; Nelumbonaceae
Product: heptahelical transmembrane protein 1-like
Biological process (GO): response to hormone
Cellular component (GO): membrane
Molecular function (GO): signaling receptor activity
Source: RefSeq, a predicted model, not a curated record